ACCAAAUACUGGACCUGCAAGAACCUUUUCUAUAAACAUUUAACAUCAACAUUCUUGGACUUGGCAUCAAUAAUAUCAAAGGAGAUGGGUGAGAUGUCCCCACAUUUACAUCAACCCUUUUGAAAAACCAUGGGGGAAAGCGACCGAGCCAGAUGCUACCGGUGUUUGUGUUCCAAACAGCAUACUGCUUGCCAAUAAAUCAUUCAGAUCCUUUCUCCCGGUCUGUUCGCAAGCACUCCUCAAAAUAGUGAAACCAAAUUAAAAUUUCUUAUCUAAGUGGAACAAUAAUAAAACGGGUGUAUUUUUAAAAAAACUUUUAAAAAGAGGACACACAAAUUCUUGGAGCCUCUUUGCUGUGUCUCUUCCCCCGCCCCCAGCCCCUCCUGCCUAGCGCGGAAUGGGUUUUGAUUGAAAUUAUAGUUUAGCCUGUGUUCCCUUGAGUGAGGGAAAAUAGCCUCCAAAGAGAAGCUAGCUCCAAUUGGUGACUCUCUUCCCCUUUCCCGUCCCCUAAUUGAAACCAAAUGUGAAAUAUGCUGGAAUUGUGGGACUUCUGGCUAGGUCCCAAGAAUCCUCAGAAUGCUAAAUCGCUUGCAAAAGCAUCUUGCAUCAGCCUGCCGAAGUUUAUUUCCAGCCUGGCUUCUCCAUCUAGGGCGAAAAAGUGGAAUCUGUCCGUUUUCCAUUAACAUUGUGGAUUAAACUUGAAAACUCCUGCUGCCUUCCCUUCAGAAUUCAUCUUACCAUCCAGGUGCAAGGCUGUGAGAAGGUUUGAAAAUGCUUACUCCUCCCCAGACAAUGAUCGCUACACUGCUGCUGCUGCUUUUGGAUACUUUAAGUAGCGUGAAAGCUCAGGUGAAUCCAGCUGUCUGCCGCUACCCACUAGGCAUGUCAGGUGGGCACAUUCCUGACGAGGACAUUUCUGCUUCCAGUCAGUGGUCCGAAUCCACCGCAGCCAAGUACGGACGGCUGGGUUCAGAAGAUGGGGAUGGUGCUUGGUGCCCUGAGAUCCCUGUAGAACCAGAUGACCUCAAAGAGUUCCUAGAGAUCGAUUUACAUGCUUUGCACUUCAUCACCCUGGUAGGAACCCAGGGUCGCCAUGCAGGAGGUCACGGCAAUGAGUUUGCUCCAAUGUACAAGAUUAAUUACAGCCGGGAUGGCACCCGCUGGAUCACUUGGCGGAACAGACAUGGGAAGCAGGUGAUUGAUGGAAACACGAACCCAUAUGACAUUGUCCUGAAAGAUCUAGAGCCACCAAUCAUUGGUCGAUUCAUUCGCUUUAUCCCUGUGACUGAUCACUCCACAAAUGUCUGCCUCAGGGUGGAGCUCUACGGCUGUGUCUGGCUGGAUGGGCUGGUGUCAUACAGCGCUCCACCAGGGCAACAGCUGGUUCUGCCUGGUGGCACCAUUGUUUACCUGAACGAUUCAAUCUAUGAUGGUCACAGCAUGACAGAAGGACUAGGUCAGUUGACAGAUGGGGUUUCUGGCCUGGAUGAUUUCAGUCAAACACAUGAAUACCAUGUAUGGCCUGGUUAUGACUAUAUUGGCUGGAGCAAUGAGAGCACCAUCAAUGGAUAUGUGGAGAUCAUCUUUGAAUUUGACCGAAUCAGGAACUUCACCACAAUGAAGGUUCAUUGCAACAACAUGUUUGCCAAGGGGGUGAAGAUUUUCAAGGAAGUGCAAUGCCAGUUCCGUUCUGAUGCAAAUGAGUGGGAGCCCAAUGGCAUCUCCUCGGUGCUGGUGUUAGAUGAUGUGAACCCCAGUGCCCGAUUUGUCACAGUACCCCUUCUCCAUUACAUGGCCAGUGCUAUCAAAUGCCAGUUCUACUUUGCUGACAGCUGGAUGAUGUUCAGUGAGAUCACCUUCCAAUCAGAUGCAGCCAUGUACAACAAUUCAGGAGCACUUCCUGAGUCUUUUGUAACGCCGACUACUUACGAUCCCACCCUCAAAGUCGAUGACAGCAACACUCGCAUCUUGAUCGGCUGCCUUGUGGCCAUUAUCUUUAUCCUGGUGGCCAUUAUUGUCAUCAUUCUUUGGAGACAAUUUUGGCAGAAGAUGUUAGAAAAGGCAUCUCGGCGGAUGUUGGAUGAUGAAAUGACGGUCAGCCUCUCACUACCCAGUGAGUCUAGUAUGUUCAACCACAACCGCUCCACAUCGUCUAGUGAGAGAGAAUCCAACUGCACCUAUGACCGCAUCUUUCCCCUAGGUCCAGACUACCAGGAGCCAACCCGACUGAUCCGCAAGCUGCCAGAGUUCGCCCUAGCAGAAGAAGAGGCAGGUUGCAGCAGUGGGGUCACCAAGCCAACCCAGCCAACUGGAGCUGAAGGAGUCCCUCAUUAUGCGGAAGCAGACAUUGUGAACCUGCAGGGGGUAACAGGCAGCAACACCUAUUCUGUCCCUGCCAUCACCAUGGACUUGCUGUCUGGGAAAGAUGUCGCUGUAGCUGAGUUUCCUAGGAAGCUGCUGACUUUCAAGGAGAAGCUGGGAGAAGGCCAGUUUGGGGAGGUCCACCUAUGUGAAGUGGAGAACAUGGAGAAGUUUGUGAACAAAGAGUCUGUUCUGGAUGGUAACCCAAGCCAGCCUGUCCUACUGGCUGUGAAAAUGCUGCGAGCUGAUGCCAACAAAAAUGCCAGGAAUGACUUUCUCAAAGAGAUUAAGAUUAUGUCCAGGUUGAAGGACCCCAACAUCAUACGGCUGCUGGCUGUCUGCAUCACAGAUGACCCUCUCUGCAUGAUCACAGAGUACAUGGAAAAUGGUGACCUCAAUCAGUUUCUCUCUCGCCAGGAACUCCAUGACUUGUCAGACAGCAAUACUCCUCCUAUCAGCUAUGACAAUUUGAAAUUAAUAGCCACGCAGAUCGCUUCUGGCAUGAAGUAUCUGUCUUCCCUGAAUUUUGUCCACCGAGACCUAGCCACACGCAACUGCCUGGUGGGAAAGAAUUACACGAUCAAGAUAGCCGACUUUGGCAUGAGCCGGAAUCUGUACAGUGGAGACUACUACAGAAUCCAAGGCCGAGCCGUGCUCCCCAUUCGCUGGAUGUCAUGGGAGAGCAUCCUCUUGGGGAAAUUCACCACAGCAAGUGAUGUGUGGGCAUUUGGUGUGACACUCUGGGAGACCUUCACAUUCUGCCAUGAGCAGCCAUACUGUCAGCUGUCAGAUGAACAAGUAAUUGAGAACACUGGAGAGUUCUUCAGAGAUCAGGGAAGGCAGAUCUAUCUUUCACAGCCUACAUUUUGUCCUGAUUCUCUAUAUAAGCUAAUGCUCAGCUGCUGGAGACGAGACACCAAAGAACGUCCUUCCUUCCAGGAAAUCCAUUGCCUCCUGCAAGAAGUGACCACUUCAUAGUGAUACCUUUCCUUCAGAUUCCACAGCACCCUGCCCCAUUCCUCCUCUCCCCACCUGCUCUCUAAAACCAGUAUGUAGAACUGAAGCCACUUUCCCUGGACACAUGUUUUCCUGCAAUAGUGGAGCUGGGACUUAAAGGAGCACCAGUAGAAAUGAAAGAAGGUGGGAACUGACCAGGUGUGUCACAAAAGUGCAUUAAAUAUUGUGUUUAGUGUUCUAGACUAGCAACUCUUUUGUGUUCUGGACUAGCAAAGACAUAAAAAACCUCUGUUAUUUAUCAUGUAAAUCCUGUAGGAUUCUGUUUAAGGAGUGGAUUUGGUCUGUCAGUGAGAAGAAGAGAAGAUGAAAUAUUCUUUUUCCCACAAAAUGGAACUGCAGAUGUAUCCAGGGCAUGGAAGUGAGUUGGAAAUAAGUACAUGCCACAGGAAUGUACUGAAGUACCUUGCACACCAAUACUGAAUAUCCAGAACUGUGUAUAUGUUGCAUUUAUAUAUAGGUGCAGAAUGUAGUACUUGACACAGAAUUAGAUUCUUUGAAGUCUCAGCUUUCAUUGGA
Pogona vitticeps (central bearded dragon) is the source of this 3894-nucleotide messenger RNA. RefSeq names its product discoidin domain receptor tyrosine kinase 2 (gene DDR2). Gene Ontology annotation, cellular component: plasma membrane; signaling receptor complex. The record is from RefSeq and is a predicted model, not a curated record. NCBI's taxonomy places the organism in Eukaryota, Metazoa, Chordata, Lepidosauria, Squamata, Agamidae. Gene Ontology annotation, molecular function: protein tyrosine kinase collagen receptor activity; ATP binding; collagen binding. Gene Ontology annotation, biological process: multicellular organism development; positive regulation of phosphatidylinositol 3-kinase/protein kinase B signal transduction; positive regulation of neuron projection development.